Messenger RNA from Effrenium voratum, 1851 nucleotides. NCBI's taxonomy places the organism in Eukaryota, Dinophyceae, Suessiales, Symbiodiniaceae. The record is from the annotation of a GenBank genome assembly.
AUGCAUGGCGCGGAAGGCUUGGCUCUUUUGGCGCUGAAAAUCGGCCUCGCCUUGCUGCUCGGCGAGGGCUCACCACCGCGAACACGCCUUGGAGACGAGGAGUUCGCCAUCGCACCACGCGCUGCGAGAGCAACGGCGCCGGCGCCAGACUUGGUGGAGCCGGCGCCGGCGCCAGCGCCAGCGCUCGCUCCGUUGACGUGGCAGCUAUGCGCGGAGCAGUUCCAGAGUUGCGAGUGCGCUGGGCGCAUGCGCUGGGGCACGCCUUCAAAAUAUCAGAUCUUCGAGCCAAAGAACGAGCCCUGGCCCUGCGACUUCAACACCUUGGGGGACCCUGCGCCUGGCGAGAACAAAGUCUGCGAGUGCGAGGAAGCUGUGGAGGUUCCGACGGGCCUGGAGUGGGUCUUCUGCGCCAGCCAGUUCAUGCUUUGUGACUGCCCGGGCCGAAUUCGCUGGGGGAAUGCACGGCGCUGGAAGUUGGUCCAACCCGCGUCGCCGAAUGGGUCACUGAGCUGCUCUACUCAACUCGGGGACCCCGCGCCUGGGGACGCGGGCAAGCACUGCGAGUGCGAGCUGGACCCAACGGCGCCCUUUUACGCCUCCGUGAGCCCUGCGGUGCGGGAGAAUCCGCGCGAACCGCUGGUGUCUUGCGAGAUCUUGGCGCAGGCCCAGGAUCGAUCAGUCUGGGACCAAAAGCAGUGGCAGGCCGUGCGGGGCCUCUGCGAGGCCAGCGACGCCGACGUCCACGCCGCGGGCCCGGAUUCUUUGGGUGUCGAGGACCUGCGGCGCAUGGCGGAGGCGUGGCUGGACGAAGGCUGCGAGCAGAACUAUCGGCGCCUUUACAAGGACGGCUGGCUCGAGGAGGCCUUUGUGAACUUCAUUGGCAGCUCUCCCUCCGGCACCAAGUGGGCCCGCAUCAACGAGCAGCUGAUCAGGUCGGUGCACCUCUUCUCUACGCGGCCCGUGGUGGUGGUCCACUUCGGAAUGGUGAGGCCAGCUGAAUGGGACCCAUCGAAGUACCCGCGCUUGGUGGUGCUUCAUGCCGCGCCCUUCCCCACCAGCGUCUUCCGGCGCUUCGACCUCAACAAGUUCCGAUCCCUGCUGGUGGCGCGGGUCAAAACCGGGGUGCAGCUGGACGCAGAUCAGUUUGUGGCCCCUGGGGUGGACCGCCUCUUUGCGCUGGCCAGACAGGAAGGCUCCGAGGAUUACCCCCUGCCCAUUCUGCCCGUUCACUUCCUGCGCAACGAGGAGCUGCCCAUGUUCCCUGGACAGAACGGCGGCUUCACCAUGAGCGGCGGCCAGAGCCACGUCUUCGACAGAUAUUGCAAGGAGGGGAAGUGCAAGGUCUCCACGCGCUGGGGUCAUGCCCACCCCACCUGGACCUUCUGGUCCUUGCCCUUCCUUGGCACCUGGCUGCGCCGGCACUUGCGCGACGAGACGUUGCCGGAGUCCCAGGGCAAGGUGGCACUGCGCGUGACGCACAUCGACGUGGACGAGGACCUUCUGAACAUCGGCACCUGGGAGGAGGAGGGCUACAAGCAGUGGUGCAAGUACGACGUCAUGGACCCCAGUGACUUCGAGCGCUUGUUGAGCAAUAGGCCGAAAGGCCAUUGCAAGCCCAAGGGCCCGCCGCCCAUCGUGGAGGACCCGGUCUUCCACCCCGAGGGCGCGGCGGUGGUCUUUCUCACCGCCCACCACGCGGUGGAGCCGGAGGUGUCGUCGAAGCUCAUCGACCAGUUGGCCAGCAAGGCCAAGGCCAAGGAGCUUCCUGGGCCCGUGUACUUCAAGGGCUGCUUCUAUCAAGAUGGCGAAGAGUUGCGCCGGGAGCACCCCAAAGUGAAAUGCCUGAUUUGA